CCCGCUCGGCUCGAGAUCGCCGCCGUACUGCUGGCACCGUGCUGUGCACUGUGUGCGUGCGCACACGGAGCUGUUGGCCGCCGCGAGCUCCCAGCCGGCUGCUGCCAAGAACCGACAGCCCCUCGAUCACCUCCCUGCUGCUGCACACUGCCCGGGCGCUACGAUCCAAUUCAUAUCCCGAUAUAUAUAUAUAUAUAUAUACACCACGCCACGCCGAGUCGCCGACCAACCACUGCGACUAGCCCAGCCCCGGCCGUGCGUGUUGGUCCGUCGUCGACUCGUCGUCGUUCAAGCCUGUGUCUGUGAGCAGGGGAUCGAUGCUGCAGCAGGAGGUUCCGCCGUGCGCGUGCGGGCCGCGCUACGCCGGAGGCUGCGGCGGCAGGUGCGCGGCGUCGGCGCCGGCCUUCUCGCUGCUGUUCCCCAUGCCCAUGGCGUUGCCGCCGGAGCAGUGCUACUACUACCACGCGGAGGACGGCGGCCCGGUCGACUGCACGCUGUCGCUCGCCACGCCGUCCACGCGCCGGGCCGAGGCCGCCGGCGUUGUCCACGCGCGUGCGGGCGGUGGCGGUGGCGGUGCCGCCGUCUUGGUCGAGGAGCCACUCCAACAACAACAAGAAGGCUCGCCGCCCCGGCGGUGCGCCAACUGCGACACCGCGUCGACGCCGCUCUGGCGGAACGGCCCGCGGGGACCCAAGUCGCUGUGCAACGCCUGCGGGAUACGGUACAAGAAAGAGGAGCGGCGCGCCGCGGCGGCGGUGGCGCCAGCGCCGGCGACACAGGACAGCGGGGGCUGGCUGUACGCGUGCGGCGGCUACGCUCGACCGCCGCAGCAGCAGCAACAGCAGCAGUGGGGAUGCUACGGGAAGUCAGUGGCGUCCUACGGGAUGUACGGUGGUGACGGCGUCGUCGACGCGGACGGGCCCUGCCUGUCGUGGAUGCUCAACGUCGUGCCCUCCUCGCCGGCGUUCGCCGUCCCGGAGAGGCACACUUUGUUCCAGUAUUACUAGCAGCACUAGGCUAGGCUACUGAGAAGAGAGAGUAGUAGUACGUUACGUAGUAGUGAUUUUGUUACCAGCAAUGAGAUCAGAAUCAGAUCCCCACAAAAGUUGCAUUGUACUGCUAGACCGACCAUCAACGUGCAAGUUUGGAAGAA
Molecule: messenger RNA, 1153 nt
Organism: Sorghum bicolor (sorghum)
Lineage: Eukaryota; Viridiplantae; Streptophyta; Magnoliopsida; Poales; Poaceae
Product: GATA transcription factor 15
Exons: 2
Coding region: 318-1007 (229 amino acids)
Biological process (GO): regulation of DNA-templated transcription; flower development
Molecular function (GO): sequence-specific DNA binding; DNA-binding transcription factor activity; zinc ion binding
Source: RefSeq, a predicted model, not a curated record